This is a messenger RNA of Symbiodinium necroappetens, 832 nucleotides long. NCBI's taxonomy places the organism in Eukaryota, Dinophyceae, Suessiales, Symbiodiniaceae. The record is from the annotation of a GenBank genome assembly.
GCAUUGAAGGCUGAAGAUCAGUCGCUCUUGGUGCAGAUACCAUACAAGCCUUGGGACAUCGCCACAAAUGGCUUAGGUGAAGGCGAUCCAGAGAGAUAUGCUGAUCUUGCGGCAAAGUCUGGUGUCGAUGGCCUGAACCUGGACACAAUGGACUCCCUUGGUCCAUUUGUGGUUGCUCCCGGUCAGGAUCGGCCUGUGAUGCCAGCCACCGAGUUUUUUGAUGCCGCCGAAAAGGCUGGCAUCUUCCACUUGAUUGUCGAGCCAGAACUCAACCUGUACAACGGCUUGUUCCUUCUGAACACCACAUCACAGGGCUGGCUCUACACACUGUCGCAGUGCCCACCUGAGGGAUGCUCAGAUGUGCGGCCGUUCACUCCGCUGGUUUCUCUGCAGAAAUGGGUCAUGCGCCAGUCCAUGCCCCAUGUCUGUGGCCGCUGGUCCACAGAAAGGUCGCAAGAAAUCCUGACUGCGUACUUCAACGCUAUAGGCUUUACGGCGUGGGAGAACAUAUUUGGAAUCUGGAAUGGAAUCACAGAGCGAGACGGCGAGCUGCUCCGCAGAGCGAUGAAGAUACUGCGCCAUUUCCACCACUUUCUCGUUGAUCCGAGCACGGAGUGGUUACCAUUCUAUCCUGUUCAGCAUCUGACGGCUGCCGCAAGUCAUGUCUUUGUUUCAAAAUUUGUUGGUCAGGGUCGGGCACUCUUCCUGCUGAUCAACACAGACACGCAGACGGCCGGUACUCAGGACUGGGUAUUGUCAACCCCGAUAGUUGGGCAUCAGGAGUUCUACAGUCUGUACCACGGCAACGUGCAAAUCCAGACCAAGAGCCAAU